AUGGCUACUCAGGCUUACAGAGGCAGUGUGAAACCCUUUGUGCACUUCAAUGCCAAGCAGGAUGCCGAUAUCUUACGAAAAGCCAUGAAAGGAAUCGGCACUGAUGAAGACACCAUCCUCAUGCUCUUACCCGCCCGGAACAAUGACCAGAGACAAGAGAUCAAGGCGGCGUAUAAGAAAGCGCAUGGCAAAGACCUGGUGAAAGAACUGAAGUCAGAGCUGGGAGGGAAGUUAGAGGACCUGAUCAUGGCUCUGAUGUAUCCCCCUCGUGUGUAUGAUGCAGAUCUGCUCCAUAAGGCCAUCAAGGGAGCAGGUACUGAUGAUAAAGUUCUGAUCGAGAUCCUGGCCUCCAGAACACCUGAGCAGAUGAAGGAGAUCAUCAAGAUAUACAAAAAAGAGCAUGGAGGCAAGCUGGAGAAGGACAUCAUGGGAGAUACGUCUGGACAUUACCAGAGGUUGCUGCUUAUGCUUUUACAGGGAGAGAGGGAGGAGGGAGUGGAUGAAAGCCGAGUAGAGAAAGACGCCAAGGAAUUGUUUGCCGCCGGUGCGAAGAAAGCUGGCACAGAUGAAGAAAAGUUCGUCCAGAUCCUGGGCAAGAGGAGCAUCGAGCACCUGAGGCAAGUGUUCGAUGUGUAUAAAAAGAUAGCCGGUUGUGACAUCGAAGAAAGCGUUUGCGGGGAGUUUACUGGCAACCUUGAGGCAUUGCUCAUAGCAGUGGUGAAAUGUGUGAAAAGUGUCCCAGGAUAUUUUGCUUACUGCCUACGUGACUCUAUGAGGCGUGCCGGCACUGAUGACGAGACUCUGAUCAGGAUCUUGGUGUCCAGGAGUGAGGAGGACAUGCUGGACAUCAGAGCCCAGUACAAGAAGAUGUAUGGAGAAUCAUUGUACCGUACCAUACAGGAUGACACUGAUGGAGAUUAUGGAAAAGCCCUGCUAUACCUCUGUGGUGGAGAUGAUUAAUUCUCACUUUUAUUUAUUAACAUAUGGUUUGCUUAGAUCUGCUCAUUAUUCCUAUUUAUCAUCUCUGUCAUUCUUAGCCAUAGGUAAACUAUUUUAUA
Messenger RNA from Ictalurus furcatus (blue catfish), 1058 nucleotides. It is a transcript of the gene anxa5a, whose product is annotated as annexin A5a. The transcript is spliced from 12 exons. Gene Ontology annotation, biological process: negative regulation of coagulation. Lineage: Eukaryota; Metazoa; Chordata; Actinopteri; Siluriformes; Ictaluridae. The record is from RefSeq and is a predicted model, not a curated record. Bases 1 to 960 code for a protein of 319 amino acids. Gene Ontology annotation, molecular function: calcium ion binding; calcium-dependent phospholipid binding. Gene Ontology annotation, cellular component: cytoplasm.